AUGACUCUCCAGGCCGAGGAGAAUGUGGCAGCCACCAAGAUCCAGGCCUGGUGGAGGGGCCAGCUGGUGCGACGGACGCUGCUGCACGCGGCCCUCCGCGCCUGGAUAAUUCAGUGCUGGUGGCGGGCUGUGUUGGCUCGGGAAUUGGACAAUCGCCGGCGGACUAUGCUGCUGCUCUACUCGCGGCAGGAGAGCGCUGUGGUGAAACUGCAGGCGGGAGCGCGCAUGUGGCGGAUUCGCCGCUGCUUCUGCCGGGCUCGGGCUGCCGCCUGCAUCAUCCAGGCUUACUGGCGCUGGUACGCCAACCGAACCCGAAAACUGCGGAGCAACCACACGACGGCAGAGCACUUGGAGAUUGAUAUAAAAAUUCUCGUUUAG
Molecule: messenger RNA, 378 nt
Organism: Gracilinanus agilis (Agile Gracile Mouse Opossum)
Lineage: Eukaryota; Metazoa; Chordata; Mammalia; Didelphimorphia; Didelphidae
Gene: IQCF6
Product: IQ motif containing F6
Exons: 2
Coding region: 1-378 (125 amino acids)
Molecular function (GO): calmodulin binding
Source: RefSeq, a predicted model, not a curated record